GUCUGAAUAACACACACACACACACACACACACACACUCAAUCAUGUGAUUUCCUGUAGAUACAGAAGGGAGGAUUAAAGUGAAAGUGUUCAGUUGGUUCAUUUAGAGUGGACAGAGCAGAAGGAGGAGAACUGAAGGCUGAGGCAGGGUUGCCAACACUGCCUGACUUUAACAGAGAGCCACGAUGACAGCAGAGGACCUUUUGAACACUCUAGGGGAUUUAAAAGAUGAGGAAUUCAAUAUGUUUAAAUGGUAUCUGAAGCAGCACGACAUCCUGGAAGGCUACAAACUCAAGCUGGAGAAGGCAGAAAGGUGGGACACAGUGGACCUGAUGGUGAACGCCUUUAACCUUGAUCGAGCUCUGAAGGUGACCAAGAAGGUUUUAGAGAGGAUAAAGAGGAACGAUCUGGUGCAGAGUCUGCCAGACACCAGCUCAGGACCAGAAGGAAGUCAUUCUGAAGUUUGUCAGCAAAAACUUAAAUCUUACCUGAAGAAGAGGUUCCAGUGUGUGUUUGAGGGAAUUGCUAAAGCAGGAAACCAAACCCUUCUGAACCAGAUCUAUACAGAAAUCUACAUCACAGAGGGAGGUACUGCAGAGGUCAAUGAUGAACACGAGGUCAGACAGAUUGAAACAGCAUCCAGGAAACCAGACAGACCAGAGAGAACAAUCAGACAAGAAGACAUCUUUAAACCCUCACCUGGAAGAGAUGAACCAAUCAGAACCGUGCUGACAAAGGGAGUAGCUGGCAUUGGGAAAACAGUCUUAACACAGAAGUUCACUCUGGACUGGGCUGAAGACAAAGCCAACCAGGACAUACAGUUCAUGUUUCCAUUCACUUUCAGAGAGCUGAAUGUGCUGGAAGAGAAAAAGUUCAGCUUGGUGGAACUUGUUCAUCACUUCUUUACUGAAACCAAAGAAGCAGGAAUCUGCAGGUUUGAAGAGUUCCAGGUUGUGUUCAUCUUUGACGGUCUGGAUGAGUAUCGACUUCCUCUGGACUUCAACAACACUGAGAUCCUGACUGAUGUUACAGAGUCCACCUCAGUGGAUGUGCUGCUGACAAACCUCAUCAGGGGGAACCUGCUUCCCUCUGCUCGCGUCUGGAUAACCACAGGACCUGCAGCAGCCAAUCAGAUCCCUCCUGAGUGUUUUGACAUAGUGACAGAGGUCAGAGGAUUCACUGACCCACAGAAGGAGGAGUACUUCAGGAAGAGGUUCAGAGAUGAGGAGCAGGCCAGCAGAAUCAUCUCCCACAUCAAGACAUCACGAAGCCUCCACAUCAUGUGCCACAUCCCAGUCUUCUGCUGGAUCACUGCCACAGUUCUGGAGGAUGUCUUAAAGACCAGAGAGAGAGGAGAGCUGCCCAAGAGCCUGACUGAGAUGUUCAUCCACUUCCUGGUGGUUCAGUGCAAACUGAAGAACAUCAAGUAUGAAGGAGGAGCUGUGACAGAUCCACACUUGAGUCCAGAGAACAAGAAGAUGAUUGAGUCUCUGGGGAAACUGGCUUUUGAGCAGCUGCAGAAAGGCAACCUGAUCUUCUAUCAAUCAGACCUGACAGAGUGUGGCAUCGAUAUCAGAGCAGCCUCAGUGUACUCAGGAGUGUUCACACAGAUCUUUAAAGAGGAGAGUGGACUGUACCAGGACAAGGUCUUCUGCUUUGUCCAUCUGAGUGUUCAGGAGUUUCUGGCUGCUCUUCAUGUCCAUCUGACAUUCAUCAACUCUGGAGUCAAUCUGCUGGCAGAACAACAAACAACAUUCCUGAAAUCUACAUUAUUUCAAGACAAACAGAAUCUGAAGCAUCUCCACCAGAGUGCUGUGGACAAGGCCUUACAGAGUCCAAAUGGACACCUGGACUUGUUCCUCCGCUUCCUCCUGGGUCUUUCACUGGAGACCAAUCAGAAUCUCCUACAAGGCCUGCUGACACAGACAGGAAGUAACCCACAGACCAAUCAGGAAACGGUCCAGUACAUCAAGAAGAAGAUUGAAGAGACUCCUUCUGCAGAGAGAAGCAUCAAUCUGUUCCACUGUCUGAAUGAACUAAAUGAUCAUUCUCUAGUGGAGGAGAUCCAACAGUCCCUGAGUUCAGGAAGUCUCUCCACAGAUAAACUGUCUCCUGCUCAGUGGUCAGCUCUGGUCUUCAUCUUACUGUCAUCAGAAAAAGAUCUGGACGUGUUUGACCUGAAGAAAUAUUCUGGUUCAGAGGAGGCUCUUCUGAGGCUGCUGCCAGUGGUCAUAGCCUCCAACAAAGCUCUACUGAGUCGCUGUAACCUCUCCAAGAGAAGUUUUGAAGCUCUGUCGUCAGUUCUCAGCUCCCAGUCCUCUAGUCUGAGAGAGCUGGACCUGAGUGACAACAACCUGAAUGAGUCAGGACUGAAGCUGCUGUCUGCUGGACUGGCAAGCCCACACUGUAAACUGGAAACACUCAGAUUGAAUCACUGCAGGUUGUUAGAGAUCAGCUGUGAUUAUCUGGUCUCAGCUCUGAAGUCCAACCCCUCCCAUCUGAGAGAACUGGACCUGAGUGACAACAAUCUGCAGGAUUCAGGAGUGAAGCUGCUGUGUGGUUUUCUGGAGAGUCCACACUGUAGACUGGAGACUCUGAGAUUGAGUUGGUGCAGUUUGUCAGAGAUCAGCUGUGAUUAUCUGGUCUCAGCUCUGAAGUCCAACCCCUCCCAUCUGAGAAAGCUGGACCUGAGUUACAACAACAACCUGCAGGAUUCAGGAGUGAAGCUGCUGUGUGGUUUUCUGGAGAGUCCACACUGUAGACUGGAGACUCUGAGAUUGAGGGAUUGCAGUUUGUCAGAGAUCAUCUGUUCUUCUCUGGUCUCAGCUCUGAAGUCCAACCCCUCCCAUCUGAGAGAGCUGGACCUGAGUGACAACCUCCAGGAUUCAGGUGUGGAGCUGCUGUGUGGUUUUCUGGAGAGUCCACACUGUAGACUGGAGACUCUGAGAUUGAGUGGCUGCUGGUUGUCAGAGAUCAGCUGUGAUUAUCUGGUCUCAGCUCUGAAGUCCAACCCCUCCCAUCUGAGAGAGCUGGACCUGAGUGACAACAACCUGCAGGAUUCAGGAGUGAAGCUGCUGUGUGGUUUUCUGGAGAGUCCACACUGUAGACUGGAGACUCUGAGAUUGAGGUAUUGCUGGUUGUCAGAGAUCAGCUGUGAUUAUCUGGUCUCAGCUCUGAAGUCCAACCCCUCCCAUCUGAGAAAGCUGGACCUGAGUGACAACGAGCUGCAGGAUUCAGGAGUGAAGCUGUGUGGUUUUCUGGAGAGUCCACACUGUAGACUGGAGACUCUGAGAUUGAAGUCCUGCAGUUUGUCAGAGAUCAGUUGUGAUUUUCUGGUCUCAGCUCUGAAGUCCAACCCCUCCCAUCUGAGAGAGCUGGAGCUGAGUAACAACGACAAUCUGCAGGAUUCAAGAGUGAAGCUGCUGUGUGGUUUUCUGGAGAGUCCACACUGUAGACUGGAGACUCUGAGAUUGAGGGACUGCUGGUUGUCAGAGAUCAGCUGUGAUUAUCUGGUCUCAGCUCUGAAGUCCAACCCCUCCCAUCUGAGAGAGCUGGACCUGAGUGACAACAACCUGCAGGAUUCAGGAGUGAAGCUGCUGUGUGGUUUUCUGGAGAGUCCACACUGUAGACUGGAGACUCUGAGAUUGAGAUUCUGCAGGUUGUCAGGGAUCAGCUGUGAUUAUCUGGUCUCAGCUCUGAAGUCCAACCCCUCCCAUCUGAGAGAGCUGGACCUGAGUGACAACAAUCUGCAGGACAAUAUUCCACUCUAUAGACUGCAUACUCUGAGGUUCUUGAGUGAAAUGAGUGAUUUGGAGACAGAGGAGGACAGAUCAGAGUCUCCAGGAUCCAGCUGGUUUAAAUACAAACCUCCAGGCUUCAGUGAUGAACCUGGACCUUCAGACUUCAAGAUGGACGACAGAGAAAACAGGACUACACCUCACCAACAUGAAGGAUAUGGUUCUAAUCACCCACCAGAUCCGUCCAAAUCAAGCUCAGUCCUGGAUGUGUCUGAGGACAGCAGAGAGGAGAGUGUGGAUGAAGAGGAUCAGCUGUGUCCUGAUGAUCCAGAGAGGCUGAAGCAGCAACAGCAGCCUGUGUGUGGAGAGGCUCUGAAUACAAAUGACAAGUUAAGUUUCAGACCUGAACUGCUGACUGAGUCUGGAAAGAGUUCAUACAGGUUCAGGUGUCCUGGUCCAGGGUUGUUCCAGUGUACUUUUACUGGACUGGUGUUUGUUGUGGCUCAGGAGGUGGAGCUGCUUUACAGGACAGUCCAAUGGGAUGAGAGCCUCCUCCAAUCAGCUGGAAAGACGCCUGCAGGGCUGCUGUUCGAUAUCAAGUGUUCAGAGGAUGCUGCUCUCUGUCAGCUCCACCUCCCACACUGUGAAACAAUGGAUGUGGAUGGUCUGCUGCCUGAUGGUCUGUUGUCUGUUGUCCACAUCACUGAUGAUGGAAUGAGCAUCCUGGAGCCGCUGCAGAUUACAGACACUCAUGUGAUUGUUGAAGUGCAUCACCUUUCUAUCUUCGGCCUGAUCUGGGACAUUAUGAGGUUGUGGAUGAAAGCAGUUAGUGGCCAAGUUCUGCUGUUCCUCGGACCACCGAACCCAAAGACAGAAAUACAAAAACUGAAUGUGAUUCUCCUGCCGUGCAACAUCAGUCUGGACGAGGUCAGGAAACAACAGAAGAAUUAUCAAUACAUCAUGGCCACUUCCACAUGUGAACUUAUCAAAGGCGAAAGUUACACUGUUCACUGUCCUGGAGCCGUCAAAAUACAGCCCAAGAAAGCAAAUUUUGUCCUGGGGUUUGGAUCAAAUUACCACCCGACGUUUGAGAUCCGCCUGCCUACACACACAAAAGAAGUGACUUUAACGGUCCGAGACCAGGGACAGAUGGAAGUCUGGGAGCAUGACGUUGAUCUGAUUGAUCCGGCCCUACGUGAAGAAAAUCCUCAGAGUGGUUCACCAGAGAGCAGGUUGUUAUCAGUUCGGUCAGAGUUUGUCAGAUCAGUGACUGAAUCUGUUCUGAAACAGCUGCUGGAUAAACUUUUAGAACGGAAAAUUAUAAAUCAAGAAGAAAUGGAUUCAGCCAGAACCAGCAGCAGGGCUGACAAUGCUCGAACUGUGAUUGACAUGGUACGAAACAAAGGAACACAAGCCAGUUCCUUCCUGAUUGAGGGCUUGAGGACAUUGGAUCCAACCCUUUCCAACAAGCUGAAGUUGAGCUGAAGAAGAAAUGAGACUCCUGGACUGGAUCAGUGUGAUCUAACUGAUAAUUAUGAUGUUACGAAUACAUGUAAGCAACUUUGUGUACACUGUAAAAAGACUACUGUAAAAGUACUUACAGUACCAUUACUGGAUAUUAAUUUACAGUAGUUAUCCUAUUACUGUAUAACCAUUUACAGUAUUUAUUUACUACUGUAUAUUAAUUUACAGUAGUAUCCUAUUACUGUAUAACCAUUUACAGUAUUAUUUACUACUGUAUAUUAAUUUACAGUACCUAUCCUGUCAAGUAAGUUGAGAUCCCUGAUCUGCCAAAACCACAACGGAGCAUCUGAAUAACGCAAUGCACAGAGAUUAUAAUAACCAAAGCUGAUUGUAACUGAUUAUUUGAUAAUUAAUGAGUAUAAAUGCAUAGUAGUAAGAUCGAACUAUGGAACGUAAGGUCAAGAGGGCAAAUCAUGUUGAAGUGUUGAGUAACUAGGUGGAAAGGCACGUAGGCCACCAGACAUGUCUGGUGCGGAGAGAAAGGGGAAGUUGAGCGCACACAGCGGACACACAUCUUGUGAAGUUGAGCGCACACACAGGACCGUCUUGUGAGGAGCAAAAGAGGAAGUAGCGCGGCCCCGAACCGAACACCCUAGGGGGAUAAAAGGGGCUACACAAGGAGGAUCGUGGUUAGUCCUCGGCCGGCUCUCGGGUUCAAGACUUGCUGAUCGAUUGACCACAUCAGAGCAACUCAUCUUUGAACUUAGACUUUCAACUCAAGAGACAGAGCAACGAACAAGCCAUCAUCGCAGAAAGAGAAGUCCAACAACCCACAGCUGAGACGGGAGUGGCGGGCAGAGGAGGAUUAACCAUCUCCACCCGGCUUCAGGUUCCAAUUGAUCACCAAGGAUCACUCUUUCGUUCACCCUGCCAUCAGAGACCGCACUGAUCAGAGACUUUGCGGACUUUGAAUAAAGUCGGGAGUUUCAACAGCAACCAACAGUGCGGCAGGCGAGGAAGAACUGCAUCGGCCAGUACACCUCUGUAUCGGCCAGUACACCUCUUCCCUCUCUCUCUACAAGCUCGACAUUCAACCACUCAACUACAAGCCUUUUCAUCAGGGGUUUGAAUUUUAAACAAUUUUUACUUAUUAUUAUAAAAAUAGUUAAUCAUUAUUAGUGAAUGUGAACAAUCAAGGUUUUUGAAUCAAUUUAUGCUGUAUGCUGGCAAUAAAAUAAUGUAUUAUUUUUAUUCAUUUAUUAGUUAUUUUUAUUGCUAAAUCUUGCAAUAAAAAUAACCAUUGAAGUUAGAGAAUAAACUGUGGACAUUGGAUUUA
Messenger RNA from Dicentrarchus labrax (European seabass), 6536 nucleotides. RefSeq names its product NACHT, LRR and PYD domains-containing protein 12. The coding region runs from base 185 to 5221 and encodes 1678 amino acids. Gene Ontology annotation, biological process: regulation of apoptotic process. The transcript has 21 exons. Gene Ontology annotation, molecular function: protein binding. NCBI's taxonomy places the organism in Eukaryota, Metazoa, Chordata, Actinopteri, Moronidae. The record is from RefSeq and is a predicted model, not a curated record.